CCGUAAAACCUGCACCCGCAACUAUAAAAGCAACACUUGGGGACAAAGAUCCUCCUCCCCCAACUGUCCCAUUUCAACUACCGGACAUGCUUCUGCUUCCUCCGCCAUAAAAAAAAACGCCCUUCCUCCUCCUCCUUCAAUGGCUUCUUCACAACACUCCCGCCCUUUCCACUGGCACCUCGCCGAGGUCGAAGACCGUCACUUCCAAAUCCAUGGCCGAACCCUCUUCUUCAUCAUCGUCCUCGCCCUCAUCACCCUCAUCUUCGCCCUCAUCUUCGUUUACGCCCGAUGGUUCUGCAGAUUCAGCCGUCACGCGCCUUCCCCUACUUCCCACGCGCUUCCCGACUCCCAGCCGAGGGGACUCGACGCCGCUGUCAUCAACGCUUUACCGGUGACUAUGUUCUCGGUCGAGGAGGCGACUCAGAGUGAGUGCUGUAUCUGCCUCGGUGUGUUCGAAGACGGCGAGAAAGUUAAGGUUUUGCCGCCGUGUAAGCAUUCGUAUCAUCCCGAGUGUGUUGAUCGGUGGUUAAGCACCGAGUCCAGUUGCCCACUUUGUAGAGCUUCUCUCCUAGUUGAACUUGAACCAGAGCAGCUUCAAGUUAUUGUAACUCCGUGAACGACGACAACGACAACGACGAAGACAAAAGGAUUAAAUGAAUAUUUUUUUGUCUGAAUUAUAUUUGUAAAUGACGAUGAUCCUUGUUGUAAAGCAUCCAUUCACACUAAUUUCUGUGUGUUUUUUUAGAUUGCCAAGUGCUUGAUGAAUUUGCUCAACCAAUGAUUUGUUUUUCUUUUUGUAAUGAAAACGAAUAUGUUUAUCUGUUGAGUGGAGAAAUCAAAUUCAAGCUUCUUUACUUU
Molecule: messenger RNA, 858 nt
Organism: Hibiscus syriacus
Lineage: Eukaryota; Viridiplantae; Streptophyta; Magnoliopsida; Malvales; Malvaceae
Product: RING-H2 finger protein ATL66-like
Exons: 1
Coding region: 140-616 (158 amino acids)
Source: RefSeq, a predicted model, not a curated record